Molecule: messenger RNA, 961 nt
Organism: Phlebotomus argentipes
Lineage: Eukaryota; Metazoa; Arthropoda; Insecta; Diptera; Psychodidae
Product: translational activator of cytochrome c oxidase 1
Exons: 3
Coding region: 6-917 (303 amino acids)
Cellular component (GO): mitochondrion
Source: RefSeq, a predicted model, not a curated record
UUCCGAUGAUCGAUAUAUCGAGCGAUUAUGGUGACAUAACCACACACUUUCACCCUGUCCAGGAAAAUUCCCACAAGAUGAUCUUCCAGAGGCUUUUGGUGAGAAGUACCCAGCAAAACAUCCUGUCAAUCUGUGGAAUACACACAGGAAGUUGCUACUUCGCCGGUCACUCCAAAUGGGCCAAUAUUCGGCAUACAAAAGCGGCAAAAGAUGGACAGAAAUCUCUGCUGUUCGCGAGAUUCGCCCGACAAAUCCGUCUCGCUAUCCAAGAGGGUAAAUCUGCCAAUCCGGCGGUGAAUUCCCUCCUGAAGCACACAAUUGAUGCGGCAGUGAAGAAGCAAGUUCCAAUGGCAACAAUCCAGACGAGCAUCAAGAAAGCCUCCAGUCAGGGGGCGACGUACAAGAGGUACGUUCUGGAGGUGAAGGCGGUGGCCAGCAAGGUGUACGUGAUGCUUGUCCUCUACACGGACAAUGUGGCUUUGGCGAAGGCGAAUCUGCAGACGGUGAUGAAAAAGACUGGCUCUUCCUAUGCGGAAUUGAAGCAUCUCUUCACGGAAACGGGCAUUAUUGUGGCUGUUGCACAGGACACUCCUGCCGAGAGGCUCCUGGAGGAUGCCACAGAUCACGCCAUCCUCGUGGGGGCGGAAGAAGUGGAUGUUCUGGAUGAGAAGGAGAGAUUAGUGCACUUCACUUGCUCACCGGCGGAGCUCCUGCGCAUCCGGAAGGAGCUGGAGGAGCUGAAGUACGAGGUGGAGAGUGCUGAGCAUGUUUACAUCCCUCACAAUUACGUGCAACUAAAUGAGGCUGAGAAGGUUGCUUAUCAACACUUCCGGACGAGAUUGAACAACACCGUCGAUUGCAUAGAUGAGAUUUUUGAUAACAUUGAAGAAAAUGAAGAUCAAGAGAUUUCUGGUUAGCAAAAUAAAUUCAAAAUUGUCGCGAAUCGAUAAGUAUCGACCAG